CUGGUUUGAAUCACCCUCGCACCAGCGAAGCCCCAAUCGAAAAUUACUCCUAUACCCAAAACCAUUUCCCCUACACCCCUCGCUCCUCUCCAACGGUCACGAGGGCAUAACAGUAACUCCACCCCUCACAUCAAAACCACCACCGUAACCACCACCGGACCCAAACCCCCUUCUCGCUCUAAACCAGAUCCCCACAAACCCUAACCCUACCAAAUUCGCAUUCCUCUGAUCUCAUCGGAGCGAACAUGGGCGAUUUCAACCUCGCCCUCGUCAUCGUGGCGGUGGUGGUCUGCGUCAUCGUCUUCCUCGUCAAUGUUUACCUCCUCGUCAACUACCAGCACCCCGACGACGCCAACCAGGCCUACUUCCCCAAAUUCGUCGUCGUUUUCGGCCUCUCCGUCGCCGCAAUCUCCAUCCUCAUGCUCCCCGCUGACGUCGCGAAUCGCCAAGCGUGCCGCCACGCGAUCUACAACGGCGCGUGCAACUUCACGCUCCCCAUGAAGGACCUCUGGCUCGCCGUUUAUAUCCUCGACGCGGUUCUCGUCUUCUUUGUCAUCCCCUUCGCCAUGUUCUACUACGAGGGUGAUCUGGACAAGACUGUGGGGAAGAGGGUUAAGAGUGCGUUGUUGUGGAUGGUGACCACGGCGAUAGUGUGCGCCCUCGUUUUGGGCAUUUUAUAUGGGCUUGUUGGUAAGGUGGACUUCACUGUUAGGCAUCUCUCUUCAUCCACAACUUCAUUUCCUAGCACAUGGACAUACAAUAGUGGUGAACCAUGUAUUGGAAGUGGUGUCCAUCAGUGCUCAGCAUACUCCGCUAGUCCUUCAUCAGAGAAAACAUGGACCAUGCGUACUACCUUUCCAGAAUAUGUAGUUGCACUUGCUACCAUUGUUGGAUCUGUGCUUUUUGCUAUAUUUGGCGGUGUUGGUAUUGCGUGUCUUCCAUUAGGACUUAUAUUUUCAUUUAUUCGGCGUCCAAAGGCUGUUAUCACUCGCUCACAGUAUAUCAAGGAAGCCACUGAACUGGGUAAAAAAGCAAGAGAACUAAAGAAAGCAGCCGAGGCACUCCGUCAGGAAGAAAAAAGUGGUUCAAAGGGUAGAAAGUUUCGUAAAAAUGUGAAGGAAGUCGAGAAGGAGUUGUUUCAAUUGGAAGAAGACGUAAAGCUUCUUGAAGAGAUUUAUCCACAAGGGGAAAAGGCUGAAACAACAUGGGCACUAACAGUUCUUGGUUAUCUGGCAAAACUUGUUUUGGGAGUUUUAGGGUUGAUUGUUUCAGUGGCUUGGGUUGCUCAUAUUAUUAUCUACCUAUUAAUUGAUCCUCCACUUUCUUCUUUCCUGAAUGAAGUUUUCAUCAAGCUAGAUGAUGUCUGGGGUCUUCUUGGCACUGCUGCAUUUGCGUUUUUCUGCUUCUACCUUCUCCUUGCGGUUAUUGCUGGUGCCAUGAUGCUUGGACUGAGACUAGUUUUCAUUACUAUACAUCCCAUGAAGUGGGGAGCAACUCUCAUGAACUCUUUUCUCUUUAACGUGGGCCUUAUUCUUCUUUGUUCCAUUAGUGUGAUCCAGUUUUGCUCCACAGCCUUUGCCUACUAUGCUCAAGCAACUGCAGCCCAGGAAAUAUUUGGCCACACUUUGGAGUCUCUUCGAGGAAUUAAAUAUUUGUACAAGUACAAUGUCUUCCAAAUUGCAUUUGUUGUUUUGGCUGGAUUGACUUUUGUGUAUUACGCUGCCUUUGGAUGGAGAAGAAAAAAGCCUAGUGACAGGUUCCAAUUGUCUACAUAAGGUAUGGCUUAGCCUGGAGAAAGCACUUUCUGGAGUGAGUCAUGGGGGAUUCCUUGCAUCAUAUCAUUUAGAGUGGUUUUUAUAUUUGGAUGUGUUUUGGCCUAGUUGUUUUAUGUUGAAAGCAAUAGAGCAAGCUGGUCAUCAUCUGAGUAGAAUAAUUUGAUGCGAUCGAAUCAUUGGUUGGGUGCUAGUGCUACAACUUUGGCCUUUGCUUCUUCUGUAGCCGUUGUAUGUAUUAUUCCUUUGUUUGAUUGUGUAAUUCCACUCAUUAUGUAAUUAAACGUAUUAUUACGUGUAUGCAAAGAGUACUGGAUUCCUACAAUACUGAGGUAACGGGCGUAACGCAACCCUUGCCAGGGAGAAAUUGUACGAGCAGGGUAUUUUUCUUUUUCUUUUAUUGACCAUACAUGUUUUUGUACCUCAUUCUUUGUAUAAUAGUUCAGUGGGGCUUUCAUGUGUAUUACCGUUAUGAAGUUUUUAUUUUGCAUUUGAUGUUUAUUGAUUA
Molecule: messenger RNA, 2280 nt
Organism: Cajanus cajan (pigeon pea)
Lineage: Eukaryota; Viridiplantae; Streptophyta; Magnoliopsida; Fabales; Fabaceae
Product: LIMR family protein At5g01460
Source: RefSeq, a predicted model, not a curated record